Molecule: messenger RNA, 20928 nt
Organism: Panthera uncia (snow leopard)
Lineage: Eukaryota; Metazoa; Chordata; Mammalia; Carnivora; Felidae
Gene: RYR2
Product: ryanodine receptor 2
Exons: 102
Coding region: 4944-19490 (4848 amino acids)
Biological process (GO): calcium ion transmembrane transport; intracellular calcium ion homeostasis
Cellular component (GO): sarcoplasmic reticulum membrane; smooth endoplasmic reticulum; Z disc
Molecular function (GO): ryanodine-sensitive calcium-release channel activity; protein binding; calcium ion binding
Source: RefSeq, a predicted model, not a curated record
AUGAUUUAAAAUUUUAAGCAUGGAGAUAUUUUUCCAUUUUUCUCCCUGGAACAACUCAUUUCCCAAAUUUGACUAUUAGGAUUUGAAGGUAAACUUAAAAGCUUCUCUGCUUAAAUAUCUGAGCACAAUGAAAGAAGUUCUCUAAUACAAAUUUCUUGUUCUUGUCUGUUGUUUCAUAUUUUGGCGUGUACUCAAGGAUCACCUGCAGUAAUAAAUCUCUUUUAAGAUUUCAUUGUUUUACUUCUAAAAUGGCAUGUUAUGUCAUAGCAGUCAAGGAAUACAGAAAAAUGCUGUGGUCUGACUUAUUACAAAAACAACCUUUUUGCAUAAUAAGGGCCUGGAAUUAUGAUGCCCUACAUUUAUUAACAUAGCAUUUUUAUACAGAAAAAAAUAGAAAAACAGAAAACUUAAAGUAUUUAGAUAUUAUACAGUUAGUAAAUUAGAUAGUGUUAAAGAGUAAUAAUAGGGGAGACAUGCUAAUAAGCCAAUAUAUAAUACAAACACAUAUUUAAAGAACACAGAGCCAAAAACAACAACAACAACAACAACAACAACACCAAAACAACAGAAACACAGAGCCAGUAAAUUUUUUGUGUGUAUAAACCUCUUCAGUAUCUUAGUCAUUGCUAUUAUGAUUUUAUGUUUUGUGCUUUUCUGCUCUUAUACAUCAAAUGUAGUUACAAUGAUCCAAUUUGUCCCUCUUCCCACAGAGGGUAGCAUGAAUAAAUUAUACCCCGUGAUGGCAUAUUGUUCUAAAUAAACGUAAACAUAGAAGCAUGUACAUCAAAGCUUUUACUUACAAUAUGGGUCCCCUAAUUGGACAUCUUUAGUAAGAUCCUGGCAAGCCAGAAGCAUAGGAAUGCCUAAUAAUACUAAAUUGAUAUUAAGAUUUGUAUAAAACUUGAAGUGAGGCUGGUUUAGAACACAUACAACAGUGUUGAUUAGAUUUUGUUUGAAUGUACUCUGGACUCUUUUAUCCACUUAUAGCUCAUGAGGUCAUGUUUUUUACACUGUUGUGGAACAUUAACCGUGUCAGUCAUUUCAGGGAUAAUGGGUCCAAACCCACACACAGAACUGAAAACAUGCUUUCUUUGUUUUUGUUUUUGUUUAAUCUUAGAGAGAGAGAGAGAGAGAGAGAGAGAGAGAGAGCACGAAUAGGGGGAGAGAAGUAGAGAGAGCACGAAUAGGGGGAGAGAAGUAAAGGGAGAGAGAGAGAGAGAGAGAGAGAGAGAGAGAAUCUCCAUGCUGAGUGUGGAGUCAGACAUGGGGCUCGAUCCUGUGACCCUGGGAUCAUGACCAGAGCCAAAGUCAAGAGUCAGGUACCCAACUGACUGAGCCAUGCAGGCGCCCCUGAAAACGUGUUUUUAGCUGAUAUUUUCAGAAAGUCAAAUUUCACCUUUUAAUAACUGAUGGUUAGCUCUCCAACAUCAGAAGUACUGAGAGAGUUUGGAAAUGAUAGUUGUUGAUGUUUUUGUUAUUUUUUCCACCUAAAAUGGCAGUAGCACCUUAACAUAGACCCUCAUCGUCUACAGGAGACCACAGUAGUCUAGCGGGAGCUGAUUUCCAGAUCCUGGUUCUGCUGGGGGGGCCCAUGAAGGGCUGAUGACCAGCAGCUCACUAAAUACAUCGCAGACUCAACCAACCUUAGAGGCAGGGCUAGGGUACCAGCAGCUGCAUUUUCAGGGACGGGUAGAACCUAAGUCAUGCUUGGAAAUGUAUUCAAGGACUUGUAAGUUCCAGGUAAUAUUUUUACGAAAAGGAUCUGAUGAUAAUGCAUCCCAUAGUUGGAGGCAUUAAGAAUCAUACAAAUAAUUAGCUCCUUAAAACAAAUGCUUUAAGGUUUAUUUAUUUUUGAGAGCGCAAGAGAGAGACAGAGCACAAGCAGGGGAGGGGCAGGGAGUGAGGGAGACACAGAAUCCGAAGCAGGCUCCAGGCUCUGAGCUGUCAGCACAGAGCCCGACGCAGGACCCGAACUCACUGACUGCGAGAUCAUGACCUGAGCCGAAGUUGGAUGCUUAACGGGCUAAGCCACCUAGGCACCCCACAAAGAAGUAACUCUUAAACUUGUUUUCUUUGUUGUUAGUGUGCAAAUAUUUGAAGGAAACUACGUGGGAUCCAGUAUAUAGUUGUUGAGUAAAUGAAUAAUUAGAGCUUUCAGUUCUUAUUGAAAAUAAGAAAAUAUUAUGCGUGCUACCCUUAGCAUCAAGUGCACUGUACCUCUCAGACAGUAGUCUUCUAACACAUAGGACAGAGUGUUUCUUUCGUGUGAUACUUAAUGGAGAAUUAGCAGGACUAGUUAGAGUAUAGAUGGCUUUCGUGGGAACUAAAAGUCUAUUUGUCUCACAUAAAAUGUCAUUUUUCUACUUUUCUAAAUUGGUACAAUUGAAAGCAAUGCUUAGUUUGCCCAUGUGUCAGAGUCCAAAAAAACGGUUAAUAGGUUAACUUCAAAAAACACUAAGAUUAUUUUUUUCCUGUGUAUGUUCUUGAAAGGGGGCCAGCCUUGAACUACAUUAGCUUGAUUGACUCUUAACCUAGUUGGUCCUGGCGGGAUUCCCAAAGCAUAAUAUGGUUAUACAGCUGAGUCCUUAUAGGUUUAGGUUUGGGAGGCUAAAGGGAAAAUGGACCUUUGUUCUGGGGUCCUGAUACAUCACCCAGCAGUGAUGAUCUUUUUCUCAUUGAAAUUCUCAAGGGAAGUCCAAUAGUCUACCUGAAGCACAGUGUUGUAGAGUGUUGAAGGAAGAACUCUAGAACUGGCUAGUAUUCGGUAUAGCCACUUCAUAAAGUACCAGAAGUUCCCAAUAUCAGAGGAAGUCCCUAAAUAUUUGUUCACUUAAAUUAAAGCAAGGACCAGGCCAAAUUUAACAAAAAUAUUGACACAACUAACCAAAUCAAAAAACAAAAUAAAAAAACACAGAAAAGAACCAAGGUACCUCUUUGAAUCAAUCUCACAUACAUAAUUGUUUUCAUAUACGUUUGUUGAAUGAACAAUUAUCCAAUAUAUGCUCAAGUAUGGAAAUUACACACUUUAUUUUUUUCUGAUUUAGAGGCAAUUGGAGUAGUACCAUUUAAAAUGACACAGAGGGGUGCCUAGCUGGCUCCUUCUGAAGAGAAUGCCACUCUUGAUCUCGGGGUCGUGAGUUCAAGCCCUAUAUCGGGGAUAGAGAUGACUUAAAUAAAUAUAAAAAAUAAAAUGAGACAUUAGAGAAAAAGUAGUGUGGACCAUGUGACAGAAAUUGCAUCCACUUUGUGUUAAUUGUGCUCUCUUAAGUAACAAAGUUAAUUUAGUGUGGGUUAUUUGCAUACUUUUUCAGUUCUAUUAAAACUAAAUCUGCAGCAUAAAUUUGUAUUUAAGUGGUGAGGAAAUCUAUAGUGUAAAAUCUGUAAUUGCCUAGUUGUAUAAAAUCUGUAAUUGGAAUAUCUCCCUUAACCAAUUUGAACAUUUACAUAUGUGUGUGUGUGUGUGUGCGUGUGUGUGUAUGUGUACAUAUUAUUAUAUAAGUGAACUAAAGCAAAGCGUCAGAGUAAAAGGAUCAUUUGCCACUUUUGGGUUAAAUCUAAGGCCUUGUCCUUCAUUUUUAAAAAAUCUUAUUUUGAUUGGUGUGACUGUUAAGUGUUACUCAAGGUCAGUUGUAUUUUGUGGCUGUGGAACCUGUAUGUGGUAUGAAAAGGUAAGCUCCUGUCAGAGUGAUCCACAUUAGGCAAGGUGAAUAAAAUUGUUCUUGGCUACACGAAUCAAACAUUAUUUUAAAAGAAAUGAAUACUUUUCAAAGAGUGCCUAGUUCUGAGAAGGAAUAUGAUUUUGCAAAGUAGAUUUUUCCCUUUCAGCGUAUGAAAAAAGCGAUUCUCCUGUUUUUAAAGCAGGUUUUCUUAUUUGAAUCCCUUUCAAGACCUGUUUUAAGAAUGGUUCUGAGGUCUUUUGAGCAUAACAUGUAAAAAAAAGUUAUCCUAAGGAGUUAUACGGAACAGUAAGAAGCAGGUAUCUUUUGAGUGAAAAGAGCUAUAGUAGUAUAAUAUAUUAACGUACUUUCUUGGGGCACCUGGGUGGCUCAGUUGGUUAAGCGUCCAACUCUUGAUCUUGGCUGAGGCCAUGAUCUCAUGGUUUAUGAGAUAAAGCCCCACAAUGGACUCUGCGUUGACAGCAUGGAGCCUGCUUUGGAUUCUCUCUCUCUCCCCCUCCCCUACUUGUGCACAUUCUGUCUCUUUCUCUAAAUAAAUAAAUAAACUUAAAAAAUAUAUUAAUGUACUUUCUUCACUUCUUGAAGUAUAAAUAAGUCAGUAUCCUCACUCCUUAUCCUAGUAAGCUUUCCCAGUGAUUUGUAAGUAUGCUAAAAUUUGAGAAGCAUUUCUCUAUUUCAUAUUAAAAAAUUUGGACUCUUAAAAAAAAAAAACAGUUGGAAGGCAUGAAACAAUUUCAAACCUGUAGAUGAUUUGAUCCAUUCUGUGCUUUAGGAGUUCUCUUUCAUUGAACAGAUAUUUAUUUAGUCCUUAUUGUGUGCCAGGCAUUUUGCCAGGAACCUGGGGUACAGUGGGUGACUAAGGUACCGUAGUCCCUGCCCAGUGCAGCUCACAAUGUAAUGGGAAAUAGAGACAAUAAACAACUAUAAAUAAGUAAUUACAAAUUCUGGUAAGUACUUACAGUUACCAAAAUCAAGUUCAUUCUUCAAGAACUAGAUCAACUGUCAGGCUCUCAGUAGAGAUUUUUCUUGGUAGCCUUAUUCCAACUUAAACAUUCUUAUCACAGCACUUUGCUUACUUUUAUUUUAUUCCUUCCUAUUAAAUGUUUCCUUGAUAGCAAGAGAGUAUUUUAUUGACGUAGUUAAGUUUACUCUUCUUUUUUUUUUUCUUGUCGACCCUUUCUUCUUUCUACGUAGACUGCUCAAGGUGGUGGUCAUCGAACACUCCUGUACGGACAUGCCAUAUUGCUACGCCAUUCCUAUAGUGGCAUGUAUCUGUGCUGUCUGUCCACCUCCCGGUCUUCAACUGAUAAACUGGCCUUUGACGUUGGCUUGCAAGAGGACACAACAGGUGAGGCUUGUUGGUGGACCAUUCAUCCUGCCUCCAAGCAGAGGUCGGAAGGAGAAAAGGUGCGCGUUGGAGAUGACCUCAUCUUAGUCAGUGUGUCCUCUGAGAGGUACCUGCAUUUGUCUUAUGGCAAUGGCAGCUUACACGUGGAUGCCGCUUUCCAGCAGACUCUCUGGAGCGUGGCCCCAAUCAGCUCAGGAAGUGAAGCCGCCCAAGGGUAUCUAAUUGGUGGUGACGUCCUCAGGUUGCUGCACGGACACAUGGAUGAAUGCCUCACUGUCCCUUCAGGAGAACACGGUGAAGAGCAACGGAGAACUGUUCACUAUGAAGGCGGUGCUGUAUCUGUCCAUGCACGUUCCCUGUGGAGACUAGAGACACUAAGAGUUGCGUGGAGUGGAAGCCACAUAAGAUGGGGCCAGCCCUUCCGACUACGCCAUGUCACAACAGGAAAGUACUUGAGUCUCAUGGAAGACAAAAACCUUCUACUCAUGGACAAAGAAAAGGCUGAUGUAAAGUCAACAGCAUUUACCUUCCGAUCUUCCAAGGAAAAAUUGGAUGUAGGGGUGAGAAAAGAAGUCGAUGGCAUGGGAACAUCAGAAAUAAAAUAUGGAGACUCAGUAUGCUAUAUUCAACAUAUAAAUACUGGCCUGUGGCUUACUUACCAGUCUGUGGAUGUGAAAUCAGUGAGAAUGGGAUCCAUACAACGUAAGGCUAUUAUGCAUCAUGAAGGUCACAUGGAUGACGGCUUAAAUCUCUCUAGAUCUCAGCAUGAAGAAUCACGGACCGCACGAGUCAUCCGGAGCACUGUCUUCCUUUUCAACAGGUUUAUAAGGGGCCUUGAUGCGCUCAGCAAAAAAGUGAAGGCUUCCACAGUAGACCUCCCUAUAGAAUCUGUGAGUCUGAGUCUGCAGGACCUGAUUGGUUACUUCCAUCCCCCCGACGAGCACUUAGAGCAUGAAGACAAACAGAACAGAUUACGGGCUCUAAAGAACCGUCAGAAUCUCUUCCAGGAAGAGGGCAUGAUCAACCUCGUGCUCGAGUGCAUCGACAGGCUGCAUGUCUAUAGCAGUGCGGCGCAUUUCGCGGACGUGGCGGGGAGAGAAGGAGGCGAGGCUUGGAAGUCGAUUCUGAAUUCUCUCUAUGAGUUGCUAGCGGCUCUAAUUAGAGGAAAUCGUAAAAACUGUGCCCAAUUUUCUGGCUCCCUGGACUGGUUGAUCAGCCGAUUGGAAAGACUGGAAGCUUCUUCUGGUAUUCUUGAAGUUUUGCACUGUGUGUUAGUAGAAAGUCCAGAAGCCCUAAAUAUUAUCAAAGAAGGACACAUUAAAUCCAUAAUCUCCCUUUUAGACAAGCAUGGAAGAAACCACAAGGUUCUGGACGUCUUGUGCUCUCUCUGCGUCUGCCACGGAGUAGCGGUCCGUUCCAACCAGCAUCUCAUCUGCGACAAUCUGCUGCCGGGAAGAGAUCUGCUUCUGCAGACACGUCUUGUAAACCACGUUAGCAGCAUGAGACCCAAUAUUUUUCUGGGCGUCAGUGAAGGGUCCGCCCAGUAUAAGAAGUGGUACUAUGAGCUGAUGGUGGACCACACGGAGCCGUUCGUGACUGCCGAAGCCACUCACCUGAGGGUGGGCUGGGCGUCCACCGAAGGGUACUCUCCCUACCCUGGAGGCGGUGAGGAGUGGGGUGGCAAUGGAGUUGGAGACGAUCUCUUUUCCUACGGAUUUGAUGGCCUUCACCUCUGGUCAGGUUGUAUUGCACGUACUGUAAGCUCACCGAAUCAACAUCUCUUGAGAACUGACGAUGUCAUCAGUUGCUGUUUAGAUCUGAGCGCCCCAAGCAUCUCAUUCCGAAUUAACGGGCAACCUGUUCAAGGAAUGUUUGAGAAUUUCAACAUCGAUGGCCUCUUCUUUCCAGUUGUUAGUUUCUCUGCAGGAAUAAAGGUACGCUUUCUGCUUGGGGGGAGACAUGGAGAAUUUAAAUUCCUUCCUCCACCUGGGUAUGCUCCUUGUUAUGAAGCUGUUCUGCCAAAAGAGAAGUUGAAAGUGGAACACAGCAGAGAAUACAAGCAAGAAAGAACUUACACCCGAGACCUGCUGGGCCCCACGGUUUCCCUGACGCAGGCCGCCUUCACACCAAUCCCUGUGGACACCAGCCAGAUUGUGUUACCUCCUCACCUGGAGAGAAUAAGAGAAAAACUGGCAGAGAAUAUCCAUGAACUCUGGGUUAUGAAUAAAAUUGAACUUGGCUGGCAGUAUGGUCCGGUUAGAGAUGACAAUAAGAGACAGCAUCCGUGUCUGGUGGAGUUCUCCAAGCUACCGGAGCAGGAACGCAAUUACAAUUUGCAGAUGUCGCUUGAGACCCUGAAGACUUUGUUGGCAUUAGGAUGUCAUGUGGGAAUAGCAGAUGAACAUGCUGAAGAAAAGGUGAAAAAAAUGAAGCUGCCCAAGAAUUACCAGCUGACAAGUGGGUAUAAGCCUGCCCCGAUGGACCUGAGCUUCAUUAAACUCACGCCGUCUCAGGAAGCGAUGGUGGACAAGUUGGCGGAGAACGCGCACAACGUGUGGGCCCGGGAUCGAAUCCGGCAGGGCUGGACUUACGGCAUCCAGCAGGAUGUAAAGAACAGAAGAAACCCUCGCCUGGUUCCCUACACCCUUCUAGAUGACCGCACCAAGAAGUCCAACAAGGACAGCCUCCGCGAGGCCGUGCGCACGCUGCUGGGAUAUGGCUAUCAUCUGGAGGCGCCAGAUCAAGAUCAUGCUGCCCGAGCCGAAGUGUGUAGCGGCACCGGGGAGAGGUUCCGAAUCUUCCGCGCUGAGAAAACCUAUGCCGUCAAGGCAGGAAGGUGGUAUUUUGAAUUUGAGGCUGUCACUGCUGGAGACAUGAGAGUUGGAUGGAGCAGGCCAGGUUGUCAACCUGACCAAGAGCUGGGCUCAGACGAACGUGCCUUUGCUUUUGAUGGCUUCAAGGCCCAGCGGUGGCACCAGGGCAACGAACACUAUGGGCGCUCUUGGCAAGCGGGCGAUGUUGUGGGAUGCAUGGUGGACAUGACAGAGCACACCAUGAUGUUCACACUGAAUGGCGAAAUCCUUCUGGAUGACUCGGGCUCGGAACUGGCGUUCAAGGACUUCGAUGUUGGUGACGGAUUCAUUCCUGUCUGUAGCCUUGGAGUGGCUCAGGUGGGCAGGAUGAACUUUGGAAAGGAUGUCAGCACCUUGAAAUAUUUCACCAUCUGUGGCUUACAAGAGGGUUACGAACCGUUUGCUGUGAACACGAACAGGGAUAUUACCAUGUGGCUAAGCAAGAGGCUUCCUCAGUUUCUCCAGGUCCCUUCAAACCAUGAGCACAUCGAGGUGACCAGAAUAGAUGGCACCAUCGACAGUUCUCCGUGUUUAAAAGUCACCCAGAAGUCCUUUGGCGCUCAGAACAGCACUGCCGACAUCAUGUUCUAUCGCCUGAGCAUGCCGAUCGAGUGUGCCGAGGUUUUCUCCAAGACGGUGGCAGGCGGGCUCCCAGGCGCCGGCCUCUUUGGGCCCAAGAAUGAUCUGGAGGAUUACGAUGCGGAUUCUGACUUUGAGGUUCUAAUGAAGACCGCUCAUGGCCAUCUGGUGCCAGACCGUGUUGACAAAGACAAGGAAGCCACAAAACCAGAGUUUAAUAACCACAAAGACUAUGCUCAGGAAAAGCCCUCUCGUCUGAAACAAAGAUUUUUGCUUAGAAGAACAAAGCCAGAUUAUAGCACGAGCCAUUCUGCAAGGCUCACCGAAGAUGUCCUUGCAGAUGAUCGGGAUGAUUAUGAUUACUUGAUGCAAACGUCCACGUACUAUUACUCAGUGAGAAUCUUUCCCGGCCAAGAACCUGCUAACGUCUGGGUGGGCUGGAUUACAUCAGAUUUCCAUCAGUAUGAUACAGGCUUUGACUUGGACAGAGUUCGUACAGUAACCGUUACUCUAGGAGAUGAAAAGGGAAAAGUACACGAAAGCAUCAAACGCAGCAACUGCUAUAUGGUGUGCGCGGGCGAGAGCAUGAGCCCAGGGCAAGGACGCAACAAUAAUGGCCUGGAGAUCGGGUGCGUGGUGGAUGCUGCCAGUGGGCUUCUCACAUUCACCGCCAACGGCAAGGAGCUGAGCACCUACUACCAGGUGGAGCCAAGUACGAAAUUAUUUCCUGCAGCUUUUGCCCAAGCUACAAGUCCCAACGUUUUCCAGUUUGAGCUGGGAAGAAUCAAGAAUGUGAUGCCUCUCUCCGCGGGAUUAUUCAAGAGUGAGCACAAAAACCCUGUGCCACAGUGUCCCCCGCGUCUCCACGUGCAGUUUCUGUCCCACGUCCUGUGGAGCAGAAUGCCCAACCAGUUCCUGAAGGUAGAUGUGUCUCGAAUAAGUGAGCGCCAAGGCUGGCUGGUGCAGUGUUUGGAUCCUCUGCAGUUCAUGUCUCUCCAUAUCCCGGAGGAGAACAGAUCUGUGGACAUACUGGAGCUGACAGAGCAGGAAGAGCUGCUGAAAUUCCACUACCACACGCUCCGGCUUUACUCCGCCGUCUGCGCCCUCGGGAACCACCGGGUGGCGCAUGCGUUGUGCAGCCACGUGGAUGAACCCCAGCUGCUCUACGCCAUCGAGAACAAGUACAUGCCCGGUUUGCUGCGGGCCGGCUACUAUGACCUGCUGAUUGACAUCCACCUGAGCUCCUACGCCACUGCCAGGCUCAUGAUGAACAGUGAGUUCAUCGUGCCCAUGACGGAGGAGACCAAAAGCAUCACCCUCUUCCCUGAUGAGAACAAAAAGCACGGCCUCCCCGGGAUUGGCCUCAGCACCUCCCUCAGGCCACGGAUACAGUUCUCCUCCCCCAGUUUUGUGAGCAUCAAUAACGAAUGCUACCAAUACAGUCCAGAGUUCCCGCUGGACAUCCUGAAGGCCAAAACCAUUCAGAUGCUGACAGAAGCUGUUAAAGAGGGCAGCCUGCAUGCCCGGGACCCCGUGGGGGGCACCACUGAAUUUCUCUUUGUACCUCUCAUCAAGCUUUUCUAUACUCUGCUCAUCAUGGGGAUCUUCCACAAUGAGGACUUAAAACACAUCUUGCAGCUGAUAGAGCCCAGUGUGUUCAAGGAAGCCGCCACUCCGGAAGAAGACACUGAGGCUCUGGAGAAAGAGCCCUCCAUGGAAGACUCCAAGCCAGAAGGAGCUGGAGAAGAAGAAGCCAAAGGGGGUAAGAGGCCCAAGGAAGGACUGCUCCAAAUGAAACUGCCUGAGCCAGUUAAAUUGCAGAUGUGUCUGCUGCUCCAGUACCUCUGUGACUGCCAGGUCCGACACCGGAUAGAAGCCAUCGUGGCCUUUUCAGAUGACUUUGUAGCCAAGCUCCAAGACAAUCAGCGCUUCCGUUACAACGAAGUUAUGCAAGCUUUAAACAUGUCGGCCGCGCUCACUGCCAGGAAGACAAAGGAAUUUCGAUCCCCACCUCAGGAACAGAUCAAUAUGCUUCUCAAUUUUAAGGAUGACAAAAGUGAAUGUCCAUGUCCUGAAGAAAUCCGAGACCAGCUCUUAGAUUUUCACGAAGAUUUGAUGACACAUUGUGGAAUUGAGCUGGAUGAAGAUGGGUCUCUUGAUGGAAACAGUGACUUAACAAUUAGAGGACGCCUGCUGUCCUUGGUAGAAAAGGUGACAUACCUGAAGAAGAAACAAGCCGAAAAACCAGUUGAGAGUGGCUCCAAGAAGUCCUCUACUCUUCAGCAGUUGAUUUCUGAGACCAUGGUCCGAUGGGCGCAAGAGUCUGUCAUUGAAGACCCUGAACUGGUGAGGGCCAUGUUUGUGUUGCUCCAUCGACAGUACGAUGGCAUUGGGGGUCUGGUCCGGGCUCUGCCAAAGACCUACACUAUAAAUGGUGUCUCCGUGGAGGAUACCAUCAACCUGCUGGCAUCUCUCGGUCAGAUUCGUUCUCUGCUGAGUGUAAGAAUGGGCAAAGAAGAAGAGAAGCUUAUGAUUCGUGGAUUAGGGGAUAUCAUGAAUAAUAAAGUAUUUUACCAGCACCCUAAUCUCAUGAGGGCACUUGGGAUGCACGAGACGGUGAUGGAGGUCAUGGUGAAUGUCCUUGGAGGUGGAGAGUCCAAGGAAAUCACUUUUCCCAAGAUGGUGGCCAACUGUUGCCGUUUUCUUUGUUACUUCUGUCGUAUAAGUCGGCAGAAUCAAAAAGCUAUGUUUGACCAUCUCAGCUAUUUAUUGGAGAACAGCAGUGUUGGUCUUGCCUCACCAGCAAUGAGAGGUUCAACACCAUUGGAUGUGGCAGCCGCAUCAGUGAUGGAUAAUAAUGAACUGGCCUUAGCUCUGCGUGAGCCAGAUUUGGAAAAGGUAGUUCGAUAUUUGGCUGGUUGUGGACUGCAGAGUUGCCCGAUGCUGGUAUCUAAGGGUUACCCAGAUAUUGGGUGGAAUCCAGUUGAAGGAGAGAGAUACCUUGACUUUCUCCGAUUUGCUGUCUUCUGUAAUGGGGAGAGUGUGGAGGAGAAUGCUAAUGUUGUGGUGAGGUUGCUCAUCCGGAGGCCCGAGUGUUUCGGUCCUGCUUUGAGAGGGGAAGGUGGGAACGGUCUUCUUGCAGCAAUGGAAGAAGCCAUAAAAAUAGCCGAGGAUCCCUCUCGAGAUGGUCCCUCACCAACUAGCGGAUCCAGUAAAACACUUGAGACAGAAGAGGAGGAGGAUGACACUAUCCACAUGGGGAAUGCCAUCAUGACGUUUUAUGCAGCUUUGAUUGACCUCUUAGGACGCUGUGCUCCUGAAAUGCAUUUGAUUCAUGCUGGUAAGGGGGAAGCCAUCAGAAUCCGGUCAAUUCUGAGAUCCCUAAUUCCACUGGGAGAUUUGGUGGGAGUAAUCAGCAUUGCUUUUCAGAUGCCAACAAUAGCCAAAGAUGGGAAUGUGGUGGAGCCUGACAUGUCUGCGGGGUUUUGCCCAGAUCACAAGGCAGCCAUGGUUUUGUUCCUUGACAGGGUCUAUGGCAUUGAGGUUCAAGAUUUCCUCCUCCAUCUUCUCGAGGUUGGCUUUCUGCCUGAUCUCCGGGCUGCUGCUUCUUUAGAUACGGCUGCUUUGAGUGCCACAGACAUGGCCCUGGCCCUCAAUCGGUACCUUUGCACAGCCGUGUUGCCUUUGUUAACAAGAUGUGCCCCUCUUUUUGCGGGCACAGAACACCACGCUUCUCUCAUUGACUCGUUACUGCACACUGUGUACAGACUUUCGAAGGGCUGCUCACUUACCAAAGCUCAGCGGGAUUCCAUAGAAGUUUGUUUGCUCUCUAUUUGUGGCCAAUUGAGACCUUCUAUGAUGCAGCACUUGCUCCGAAGAUUAGUGUUUGAUGUCCCAUUAUUAAAUGAACAUGCGAAGAUGCCUCUUAAGUUGCUGACAAAUCAUUAUGAAAGAUGCUGGAAAUAUUACUGCCUGCCUGGAGGGUGGGGGAACUUCGGAGCUGCCUCAGAAGAAGAACUUCAUUUAUCAAGAAAGUUGUUUUGGGGCAUUUUUGACGCCCUGUCUCAAAAGAAAUAUGAACAAGAACUUUUCAAACUGGCACUGCCUUGCCUGAGUGCCGUUGCGGGAGCUUUGCCUCCAGACUACAUGGAGUCAAAUUAUGUCAGUAUGAUGGAAAAACAGUCAUCAAUGGAUUCUGAAGGGAACUUUAACCCACAACCUGUUGAUACCUCAAACAUUACAAUUCCUGAGAAGUUGGAAUACUUCAUUAACAAAUAUGCUGAACAUUCUCAUGACAAAUGGUCAAUGGACAAGUUGGCAAAUGGAUGGAUUUAUGGAGAAAUAUAUUCAGACUCGUCUAAAGUUCAGCCGUUAAUGAAGCCAUAUAAACUAUUAUCUGAAAAGGAAAAAGAAAUUUAUCGCUGGCCAAUCAAAGAAUCUUUAAAAACCAUGCUGGCAUGGGGUUGGAGGGUUGAGAGAACACGGGAGGGAGACAGCAUGGCCCUCUACAACCGUUCUCGUCGUAUUUCGCAGACAAGCCAGGUUUCUGUUGAUGCUGCGCAUGGUUAUAGCCCCCGAGCCAUUGAUAUGAGCAAUGUCACACUGUCCAGAGACCUGCACGCUAUGGCAGAAAUGAUGGCUGAAAACUACCAUAAUAUAUGGGCAAAGAAAAAGAAAAUGGAGCUGGAGUCCAAAGGAGGUGGAAACCAUCCCCUGCUGGUACCCUAUGAUACACUGACAGCCAAAGAGAAAGCCAAGGAUAGGGAAAAAGCACAGGACAUCCUCAAGUUCUUACAGAUCAAUGGAUAUGCUGUAUCCAGGGGAUUCAAGGACCUGGAAUUGGACACACCUUCCAUUGAGAAACGAUUUGCCUAUAGUUUCCUUCAGCAACUCAUUCGCUAUGUGGAUGAAGCCCAUCAGUAUAUCCUGGAGUUUGAUGGUGGCAGCAGAAGCAAGGCGGAACAUUUUCCUUACGAGCAAGAAAUCAAGUUCUUUGCUAAAGUUGUGCUUCCUUUAAUUGAUCAGUAUUUCAAAAACCAUCGUUUAUACUUCUUAUCUGCAGCAAGCAGACCCCUCUGUUCUGGAGGACAUGCGUCAAACAAGGAGAAAGAAAUGGUGACGAGCCUAUUCUGCAAACUUGGAGUUCUUGUCAGGCAUAGGAUUUCACUAUUUGGAAAUGAUGCCACAUCAAUUGUCAACUGUCUUCAUAUUUUGGGUCAGACUUUGGAUGCAAGGACCGUCAUGAAGACUGGCCUGGAGAGUGUUAAAAGUGCGCUCAGAACGUUUCUGGACAAUGCGGCGGAGGAUCUGGAGAAGACGAUGGAGAAUCUCAAGCAGGGCCAGUUCACCCACACCCGAAACCAACCCAAAGGUGUUACUCAGAUUAUCAAUUAUACCACGGUGGCUCUGUUGCCAAUGCUGUCAUCAUUAUUUGAGCAUAUUGGCCAGCAUCAGUUCGGAGAAGAUCUAAUAUUGGAAGAUGUACAGGUGUCAUGUUAUAGAAUUCUGACUAGCUUAUAUGCUUUGGGAACCAGCAAAAGUAUUUAUGUGGAAAGGCAACGCUCUGCAUUAGGAGAAUGUCUUGCUGCUUUUGCUGGUGCCUUUCCUGUCGCAUUUUUGGAAACUCAUCUCGACAAACAUAACAUCUACUCUAUCUACAAUACCAAGUCAUCGCGAGAAAGAGCAGCUCUGAAUUUGCCAACUAACGUGGAAGAUGUGUGCCCAAAUAUACCGUCUUUGGAGAAACUCAUGGAAGAAAUUGUGGAAUUAGCGGAGUCCGGCAUUCGCUACACGCAGAUGCCACACGUCAUGGAAGUCAUACUGCCCAUGCUUUGCAGCUACAUGUCUCGUUGGUGGGAGCACGGACCUGAAAAUAAUCCAGAAAGGGCUGAAAUGUGCUGUACCGCCCUGAACUCCGAGCACAUGAACACGCUCUUGGGGAAUAUAUUGAAAAUCAUAUAUAAUAACCUGGGAAUUGAUGAGGGAGCCUGGAUGAAGAGGUUAGCAGUAUUUUCACAGCCCAUUAUAAAUAAAGUGAAACCUCAGCUCCUGAAAACUCAUUUCUUGCCAUUAAUGGAGAAACUCAAGAAAAAAGCAGCGAUGGUGGUGUCGGAGGAGGACCAUCUGAAAGCUGAGGCCAGGGGGGAUAUGUCCGAGGCAGAGCUUCUCAUUCUUGAUGAGUUCACCACUCUGGCCAGAGACCUCUAUGCCUUCUACCCGCUCUUGAUUAGAUUUGUGGACUAUAACAGGGCAAAGUGGCUAAAAGAACCUAACCCAGAAGCAGAGGACCUUUUCCGCAUGGUGGCCGAAGUGUUUAUCUACUGGUCAAAAUCCCACAAUUUCAAAAGAGAAGAGCAGAACUUUGUGGUACAGAAUGAAAUCAACAAUAUGUCUUUCCUUAUCACGGACACCAAGUCAAAGAUGUCAAAGGCCGCUGUCUCUGAUCAGGAAAGGAAGAAGAUGAAGCGCAAAGGAGAUCGGUACUCCACGCAGACCUCUCUCAUUGUGGCAGCUCUGAAGCGGUUGCUGCCCAUUGGGUUGAACAUCUGUGCCCCUGGGGACCAGGAGCUCAUCGCUCUGGCCAAAAACCGAUUUAGUAUGAAAGACACUGAGGAUGAAGUACGAGAUAUAAUCCGCAGUAAUAUUCAUUUACAAGGCAAGUUGGAGGAUCCUGCUAUCAGAUGGCAAAUGGCUCUUUACAAAGACUUACCGAACAGGACUGAAGAUACAUCAGAUCCAGAGAAGACCGUAGAGAGAGUAUUAGAUAUAGCAAAUGUGCUUUUUCAUCUUGAGCAGAAAUCUACAUCUAUGCACCGGAGAUAUUACAGUCUGGUGGAGCACCCACAGAGAUCGAAGAAAGCUGUAUGGCACAAACUUCUGUCCAAGCAGAGGAAGAGGGCAGUGGUGGCCUGCUUCCGAAUGGCUCCUUUAUAUAAUCUGCCAAGGCACCGGGCCGUUAACCUCUUUCUUCAGGGAUACGAAAAGUCUUGGAUUGAAACAGAAGAACACUACUUUGAAGAUAAGCUGAUAGAAGAUUUAGCAAAACCUGGAGCAGACCCUCCAGAGGAAGAGGAAGGCACGAAGAGAGUCGAUCCCCUCCAUCAGCUCAUCCUUCUGUUUAGUCGAACAGCUUUAACAGAGAAAUGCAAACUGGAGGAAGAUUUUUUAUAUAUGGCUUAUGCAGAUAUUAUGGCAAAGAGUUGUCAUGAUGAGGAAGAUGAUGAUGGUGAAGAAGAAGUGAAGAGUUUUGAAGUCACAGGAUCCCAACGCAGCAAGGAAAAAGAAAUGGAGAAGCAGAAGCUUCUGUACCAGCAAGCCAGGCUCCAUGACCGCGGGGCUGCUGAGAUGGUGCUACAGACCAUCAGUGCCAGCAAAGGUGAUACUGGACCAAUGGUAGCGGCGACUUUGAAACUUGGAAUUGCAAUCUUAAAUGGCGGGAACUCCACAGUUCAGCAGAAAAUGCUUGACUAUCUCAAGGAGAAGAAGGACGUGGGUUUCUUUCAGAGCCUUGCCGGCCUGAUGCAGUCGUGCAGCGUCCUCGACCUAAAUGCAUUUGAGCGGCAGAACAAAGCUGAAGGACUUGGAAUGGUCACUGAAGAAGGAUCAGGAGAAAAGGUUCUCCAAGAUGAUGAGUUCACGUGUGACCUCUUCCGUUUCCUCCAGCUGCUUUGUGAGGGACACAACUCAGAUUUUCAAAAUUAUCUGAGAACUCAGACUGGCAAUAACACAACUGUCAACAUCAUCAUCUCUACCGUAGACUACCUACUCAGAGUCCAGGAAUCCAUUAGUGAUUUCUAUUGGUAUUACUCUGGGAAAGAUGUUAUUGAUGAACAAGGACAACGGAAUUUCUCCAAAGCAAUUCAAGUAGCAAAACAAGUCUUUAACACGCUCACAGAGUAUAUUCAGGGUCCCUGCACUGGGAAUCAGCAGAGCUUGGCCCACAGCAGGCUAUGGGACGCGGUUGUGGGCUUCCUUCACGUAUUCGCCCACAUGCAGAUGAAGCUGUCUCAGGAUUCCAGUCAAAUCGAGCUAUUAAAAGAAUUAAUGGAUCUUCAGAAGGAUAUGGUGGUCAUGUUGCUGUCCAUGCUAGAAGGUAAUGUUGUCAAUGGAACCAUUGGCAAACAGAUGGUCGAUAUGCUUGUGGAGUCUUCCAACAACGUGGAGAUGAUUCUCAAGUUUUUUGACAUGUUCUUAAAACUAAAGGAUUUGACCUCUUCUGACACAUUUAAAGAAUACGACCCUGACGGCAAGGGAGUCAUUUCCAAGAGGGACUUCCAUAAAGCGAUGGAGAGCCAUAAACACUACACGCAAUCAGAAACCGAGUUUCUUCUGUCCUGUGCAGAGACGGAUGAAAACGAAACCCUGGACUAUGAAGAGUUUGUCAAAAGGUUUCACGAGCCCGCAAAGGACAUCGGCUUCAACGUGGCCGUUCUUCUGACCAACCUUUCGGAGCACAUGCCCAAUGAUACGCGACUGCAGACUUUCCUGGAGUUGGCAGAGAGCGUGCUGAAUUACUUCCAGCCCUUUCUGGGCCGCAUCGAGAUCAUGGGAAGUGCCAAACGCAUCGAGAGGGUGUAUUUUGAAAUCAGUGAGUCCAGCCGAACCCAGUGGGAGAAGCCCCAGGUCAAGGAGUCCAAAAGGCAGUUCAUAUUUGACGUGGUCAACGAAGGGGGAGAAAAGGAGAAAAUGGAACUUUUUGUCAACUUCUGUGAGGACACCAUAUUCGAAAUGCAGCUGGCAGCGCAGAUCUCAGAGUCGGAUUUGAAUGAGAGGUCAGCAAAUAAAGAAGAGAGUGAGAAGGAGAAGCCAGAAGAGCAGGGGCCCAGAAUGGGUUUCUUUUCCAUCGUGACGGUCAAGUCGGCCCUGUUUGCUCUCAGGUAUAAUAUCUUGACCCUCAUGAGAAUGCUCAGCCUGAAGAGCCUGAAGAAACAGAUGAAAAAGGUGAAGAAGAUGACGAUGAAGGAUAUGGUCACGGCCGCCUUUUCGUCCUACUGGAGUAUUUUCAUGAGCCUCCUGCACUUUGUGGCCAGCGUUUCCAGAGGCUUCUUCCGCAUCAUUUGCAGCCUGCUGCUUGGCGGGAGCCUAGUAGAAGGAGCAAAAAAGAUCCGAGUGGCAGAGCUCUUAGCCAACAUGCCAGACCCCACUCAGGAUGAGGUGAGAGGGGAUGGAGAAGAGGGGGACAGGAGGCCCAUGGAGGCUGCCCUGCCCUCGGAAGAUCUGACAGACCUGAAGGAACUGACAGAGGAAAGCGACCUUCUUUCGGACAUAUUUGGCUUGGAUCUGAAGAGAGAAGGAGGACAGUACAAACUUAUUCCUCAUAAUCCAAACGCUGGCCUCAGCGAUCUAAUGAGCAACCCGGUCCCUAUCCCUGACGUGCAAGAAAAAUUUCAGGAACAGAAGGUGAAAGAGGAAGAAAAGGAGGAGAAAGAAGAAAGCAAAUCUGAACCUGAAAAGGCCGAGGGAGAAGAUGGAGAAAAAGAAGAAAAAGCCAAAGAAGAUAAGGGUAAACAGAAGUUGAGGCAGCUCCACACACACAGAUACGGAGAGCCAGAAGUUCCCGAGUCGGCAUUCUGGAAGAAAAUCAUCGCAUAUCAACAGAAACUUCUAAACUAUUUUGCUCGCAACUUUUACAACAUGAGAAUGUUAGCCUUAUUCGUCGCGUUUGCAAUCAAUUUCAUCUUGCUCUUUUAUAAGGUCUCCACUUCUUCUGUGGUUGAAGGAAAGGAGCCCCCCACUCGCAGUUCAAGUGGAAAUGCCAAAGUUAGCAGCCUGGACAGUGGCUCGCCUAGAAUCAUGGCGGUUCACUACGUCCUGGAGGAGAGCAGCGGCUACAUGGAGCCCACGCUGCGGAUCUUAGCCAUUCUUCACACGGUCAUUUCUUUCUUCUGCAUCAUCGGCUACUACUGCUUGAAAGUCCCAUUGGUUAUUUUUAAGCGAGAAAAGGAAGUAGCUCGAAAAUUGGAAUUUGAUGGGCUUUAUAUUACAGAACAGCCUUCAGAAGAUGAUAUUAAAGGCCAGUGGGAUAGACUCGUAAUCAACACACAGUCAUUUCCCAACAACUACUGGGACAAAUUUGUUAAAAGAAAGGUUAUGGAUAAAUAUGGGGAGUUCUAUGGCCGGGACAGAAUCAGCGAGCUCCUUGGUAUGGACAAAGCCGCCCUAGAUUUCAGCGAUGCCCGGGAAAAGAAGAAGCCAAAGAAAGACAGCUCCCUGUCAGCCGUACUGAACUCUAUUGAUGUGAAGUAUCAGAUGUGGAAACUAGGAGUCGUCUUCACGGACAACUCUUUCCUCUACCUGGCCUGGUAUAUGACUAUGUCCGUUCUGGGACACUAUAACAACUUUUUUUUUGCUGCUCAUCUUCUUGACAUUGCCAUGGGAUUCAAGACACUGAGAACCAUCUUGUCAUCGGUAACUCACAAUGGCAAGCAGCUUGUAUUAACUGUUGGCUUGUUAGCUGUUGUUGUAUACCUAUAUACUGUUGUGGCAUUCAACUUUUUCCGAAAAUUCUACAAUAAAAGUGAAGAUGGUGACACACCGGAUAUGAAAUGUGAUGAUAUGUUAACGUGCUACAUGUUCCACAUGUACGUCGGGGUACGUGCCGGAGGGGGUAUCGGCGAUGAAAUCGAAGACCCAGCAGGCGACGAAUAUGAGAUCUAUCGAAUCAUCUUUGACAUCACCUUCUUCUUCUUCGUGAUUGUCAUCCUCUUGGCCAUAAUUCAAGGUUUAAUUAUUGAUGCUUUUGGAGAGCUAAGAGACCAACAGGAGCAAGUCAAAGAAGACAUGGAGACCAAAUGUUUCAUCUGUGGGAUAGGCAACGAUUACUUCGACACAGUGCCACAUGGCUUUGAAACCCACACUUUACAGGAACACAACCUGGCCAAUUACCUGUUUUUUCUGAUGUAUCUCAUAAACAAAGAUGAAACAGAGCACACGGGACAGGAAUCUUAUGUCUGGAAGAUGUAUCAAGAAAGAUGCUGGGAAUUCUUCCCAGCAGGGGAUUGUUUCCGGAAACAGUAUGAAGACCAGCUAAAUUAAACUCAGACUCCGGUCACCUCUGAAAACCAAAACAUACACAUUCACUCUUUGUUUCGGUCUCUCUGUGUCUGACUCUGUCUCUCUUUCUCUCUGCUCUCUUGGAGACAUCCUGCUGAAUUUGUGAAUUGCCAGCAUUAUAUGCUUUCUGGGAGCAGUGAACUCUGUUUCUGAAGACCCGACUGUGCUUUUUCCCCCCCACCUUGUGUAUUUUCUUUGAGAAUAAAGACUGAAGAAUAUUCUAAAUUCAUACACAGACAACAUAGGAACUCUGGAAAGGACACCAUUUCGGACACUCUCAGUCAUAACGCAAAUGGACCGAUUUCCUUCUGAGACUCCUGGAAGUCCCCUUGAGCUAUGGGACAGUCACAGAGACGCGUGACAGCCACACUCAUCCGGCCCCUUUAUUUCACCAUCCUGAGAGGAACUCUCUAAUGGUCACAGAGCACUGUAGCACUUAAGAGAUUGCCGUGGACACCACUUACGAAGGGAAAUAGUGCCUUACUAUAUGUGGGUUGAGCUAUGCAGAAGAUGUGUGCAUGAAAAAAAACAUCUUUAUUUUCUUCAUGUCGAUCUUUUUUUUCUCAGAUUGAUUUUGUGUUUUUUUUUUUUCCCUUUAUUCUUUUCUCUGGUGGGGGAGGGUAAGAAAAGCAGUUUGCGUGCACCUUUUUAAAAAAAAAAGACGGGUGGCCUGUCUCAGGACGAGAGGAGGCUCUUCUCAUUCACUAAAUUUACAUUUACCCUCCCCAUGUGAUCGUGCUCUUAUUUUGGUAAUGCUCUGGUGCAACACUGCGACUUUAUGAAAUCUUUGUAUGAAAACACAAAGACUGCAAAAAAAAAAAAAAACACUUUCAAAAGAAAUAAUUCAUUGCAUGUUUAUUAUGCAAGUUUAAAAAGAACAAAGAAAACCUCCAGAAGCAAGUUGAUGAACGUGAGAGACCUUUCAUGAUAAUUCUACUCAUAGUAAUAAAGUGUCGUGGGCUUAAUUGUAUAUUUGGAGCCAGUGUCAUCCACCAACAAUGUGAUACAUUAUGAACUUGACAGUAGUUUUGGGUUUUUCUCUUUCUUUUGGCCACCUGUGAUCAGUUGCUGAUUAAGGACUUCUUGUCCGGCCAUUUUUUUAAUAUCAAAGCUGAAGCAAUAUCCAUUCAGGGAGUUCAUCAGAUGCAUCAAAAACCACGGGUGAUAAUUACCAGUCACUCCAUUUUGAGUCCUUUUAAAUGUAAUGCUUAUCUUUACAAAUAAAAAGACAGAUUCAGAAUGGAAGCAAGAUCAUUUUGCAAACAUUGGAGCUCUUUUAUUACAAGUCUGCUUGUUAAUUUUAGAAUUGGAAAACUGCUCUGAUUAAACUAUUUAACUAACUUUCUCACUCUCUUCUUUCUCCAUUUCAUGUAUAGUUGGGAGGCAUUAUAAAACCUUGAGCUGUUAACUUGAGAGGGGU